UAUAUUAUCCCCCACCUCUCAACACUCUUCUUAACUCACUCUGCAUAUAUAUGUACAUAGAUAUACUUUCAAGUAACAUUAUAUUGCAUUAAAACAAAUUAAAGGAAUAAUAAUAAUAUUGGUAUGAUGGGGGAACUUCCUAGCAGCAUUGGAAUUCUUCCCUUUAGGAACAAAGUAUUGUUACCUGGUGCCAUUAUUCGGAUUCAAUGCACUUCUCCAACCAGUGUGAAAUUGGUGGAAGAAGAACUAUGGCAGAGGGAGGAGAAAGGAUUGAUCGGCAUUCUACCAGUUCGAGAUUCCACAGAAACGACAGUGGGUUCGACGGUGACACAAGGGGUGGAUUCAGGUGAUAGAAGCUCCAAGAAUCAACCAGUGUUAUUAGAUUAUCACAAGACCGAUGGGAAAAAUUUAAACGAACCCAAUUGGCAUACAAGAGGAGUUGCUGCUCGUGCAUUGCAUCUAUCAAGAGGAGUCGAGAAACCAAGUGGGAGGGUUACAUAUGUAGUUGUUCUUGAAGGAUUGAGCAGAUUUAGUGUCCAAGACCUCAACACAAAAGGAGCAUACACUACUGCAAGAAUUUCCCCUAUUGAUAUGACAAAAACCGAGAUGGAGCAAGUAGAACAAGACGCAGACUACAUUGCAUUGUCUCGUCAGUUCAAAGUAACUGCAAUGGAGCUUAUUUCUGUUCUUGAGCAGAAACAAAAAACUGGGGGAAGAACUAAAAUUCUACUCGAGACUGUUCCUGUGCACAAACUGGCAGACAUAUUUGUUGCUAGCUUCGAGAUUAGCUUUGAAGAGCAGCUGGCUAUGCUAGAUUCUGUUGAUUUAAAAGUCAGACUUUCGAAAGCCACAGAAUUAGUUGAGAGGCAUUUGCAGUCUAUUCGUGUAGCAGAAAAGAUUACACAAAAGGUUGAAGGACAAUUGUCAAAAUCACAGAAAGAAUUUCUUCUACGCCAGCAGAUGAGGGCUAUUAAAGAAGAGCUUGGCGACAAUGAUGAUGAAGAUGAUGAUGUUGCUGCUCUUGAACGGAAGAUGCAAGAUGCUGGAAUGCCUCCAAAUAUCUGGAAGCAUGCGCAAAGGGAAUUAAGGAGACUGAAAAGUAUGCAACCUCAGCAACCCGGGUAUAAUAGCUCCCGAGUUUAUCUUGAGCUGCUUGCUGAUUUGCCAUGGCAGACAACCAGCGAAGAGGUCGAGUUGGACCUGAAAGCUGCAAAAGAUCGCCUUGACAGUGACCACUAUGGCUUAGUUAAAGUCAAACAAAGGAUUAUUGAAUAUUUAGCGGUUCGCAAGCUGAAACCGGAUGCCAGAAGCCCUGUAUUGUGCUUUGUGGGCCCACCAGGUGUCGGGAAAACAUCUUUGGCAUCAUCUAUAGCUUCUGCUCUAGGUAGGAAGUUUAUUCGGAUAUCCCUAGGUGGUGUGAAAGAUGAAGCUGAUAUUAGAGGGCAUAGGAGGACAUACAUUGGUAGCAUGCCCGGUCGCCUCAUUGAUGGAUUAAAGAAAGUAGCGGUUUGCAACCCUGUUAUGUUGCUGGAUGAGAUUGAUAAGACAGGAUCUGAUGUUCGUGGUGACCCUGCAUCAGCACUACUUGAGGUUCUUGACCCGGAACAGAACAAAUCAUUCAGUGAUCACUACUUGAAUGUACCUUUUGAUCUAUCUAAAGUGAUAUUUGUGGCGACUGCAAAUAGGGCGCAGCCAAUUCCUCCACCACUCUUAGACAGAAUGGAAGUCAUUGAGCUCCCUGGAUAUACAUCGGAAGAGAAGCUUAGGAUAGCAAUGCGCCAUCUAAUUCCACGUGUUCUGAAUCAGCAUGGCUUGAAUUCAGAUUUUCUUCAACUUCCUGAGGGAAUAGUGAAACUUGUUAUUGAGCGGUACACUAGAGAAGCUGGUGUGAGGAAUCUGGAGAGAAACCUUGCAGCCUUAGCCCGUGCAGCAGCUGUAACAGUGGCAGAGCAGGAGCCUAAUCUUCCACUUAAUAAAAAUAUGCACCCCAUUUCUUCACCAUUAUUAGAGAGUAGAAUUGUUAACGGAGGGACUGAAGUAGAGAUGGAAGUCAUACCGAUGAGUGUCAACAAUCAUGAAAUAUCAGAUGUUUUUAGAAUCAUGUCACCAUUGAUUGUGGAUGAAGAAAUGCUGGAAAAAGUACUUGGGCCUCCAAAGUACGAUUAUAACGAAGCUUCAGAGAGGGUUGUGACUCCCGGGAUUACUGUUGGGCUAGUUUGGACCGCCUUUGGUGGUGAAGUUCAGUUUGUGGAGGCUACAGCAACUGCAGGAAAAGGGGAUCUACACCUAACUGGGCAGCUAGGUGAUGUUAUCAAAGAAUCAGCACAGAUAGCACUUACAUGGGUAAGAGCUAGAGCUACUGAACUUAAUUUAGCUACUGCACAAGAAAAUAAUCUGCUAGAGGGAAGGGAUGUUCAUAUUCAUUUUCCAGCAGGAGCUGUUCCAAAAGAUGGACCAUCAGCGGGUGUGACACUUGUCACCUCACUGGUUUCCCUUUUCAGUCGAAGAAGGGUCAGAGCAGAUACAGCAAUGACAGGAGAGAUGACACUGCGUGGUCUAGUUUUGCCUGUAGGCGGUAUCAAGGAUAAGGUGUUGGCGGCACACCGCUAUGGGCUAAAGAGAGUUAUUCUGCCUGAAAGAAAUUUAAAAGAUUUGGCAGAAGUACCUUCAGCUGUUCUCAAAAGUCUGGAGAUACUACUUGCUAAGAGAAUGGAAGAUGUACUUGAACAUGCUUUUGAAGGUGGCUGCCCCUUGAAACAUCAUUCGAAGUUAUAAGAAGCGAUCUACAGAAAUCUGCUUGGAAAUCGACCAACCAACUUUGUUAUCUUUGACUGACUGACUUGCCUGACAUGGAACCAACAAGCAGAUUCCUCGUCUGUUGUUUCUCCUGUUGUAAACACACUAAAAUUACUACGGGGUGAUAAAUAUUUUUUCAUUUUCAGCAACAUGUAUUAUCUCCAAAAUGUGGUGUAAAACUCUUCGUUUCUAAUUUGCAGUGUUCAAAUUUCUACUGAAAACCAAAA
This is a messenger RNA of Erigeron canadensis, 3023 nucleotides long. Its product is annotated as lon protease homolog 2, peroxisomal-like. Gene Ontology annotation, cellular component: peroxisomal matrix. Gene Ontology annotation, biological process: protein catabolic process; protein targeting to peroxisome; protein processing. Bases 124 to 2775 code for a protein of 883 amino acids. Lineage: Eukaryota; Viridiplantae; Streptophyta; Magnoliopsida; Asterales; Asteraceae. The record is from RefSeq and is a predicted model, not a curated record. The transcript has 17 exons. Gene Ontology annotation, molecular function: ATP-dependent peptidase activity; ATP hydrolysis activity; serine-type endopeptidase activity.